Molecule: messenger RNA, 5357 nt
Organism: Scleropages formosus (Asian bonytongue)
Lineage: Eukaryota; Metazoa; Chordata; Actinopteri; Osteoglossiformes; Osteoglossidae
Gene: pdzrn3b
Product: PDZ domain containing RING finger 3b
Exons: 10
Coding region: 357-3503 (1048 amino acids)
Biological process (GO): protein ubiquitination; neuromuscular junction development
Molecular function (GO): ubiquitin protein ligase activity; protein binding
Source: RefSeq, a predicted model, not a curated record
GUUCCCUACUUCCUCUUGAAGACAUAGUUGUUCAUAGAGAAACUAUGAGUAUGACGCUGCGCUGAACGAGUCUGCUUUUGAGACAGAUGUCCGCUACUCGACGCACGCAGCGAGGAGGUGGGCGUGUUGCGUGAGAACGGUCCCAUGCGGAGGCACAGAAAUCUGCGUGCGCCGAUCUUACGGCACAUACGGCCGCGAAUUCCUGCGCACAUUUUCCAGGGAAGUCUGGGGCAAUUAGCGGAGUCCGGGGAGCGGUCUGCCAGUCGGAGGCUCCGCGUUCUCCCAAUGACGAGCUGAAGCGUCUCCGGCGCUCGGACCCGCAGCCGCGAUCUCGUGCCUUCCGCGUCAAACCCAUCAUGGGCUUCGAGCUGGACCGCUUCAAGGGCGCCGUGGACCCCGACUUCAAAUGCAACUUGUGCAACAAAGUUCUGGAGGAGCCGCUCACCACCCCGUGCGGCCACGUCUUCUGCGCCGGCUGCGUGCUGCCCUGGGUGCUCCAGCAGAGCAGCUGCCCGGUCAAGUGCCAGCGCAUCAGCGCGAGGGAGCUGAACCACGUGCUGCCCCUGAAGAACCUCAUCCUGAAGCUGGACAUCAAGUGCGACAACCACGCGCGCGGCUGCGACAAGGUGGUCAAGCUGCAGCACCUGGCCGAGCACGCGGAGAUGUGCGACUACUCGCCGGCCAGGUGCCGCAACAAGGGCUGCAGCGAGGUGCUCAACCUGAAGGACAUGGACGCGCACAUGCGCGAGACGUGCGAGCACCGGCCCGCGGGCAUCUGCGAGCAGGGCUGCGGGCUCACGCUCACGCACCGCGAGCUGCGCGCCGAGGAGGGCCACUGCUGCGUGCGCGCACUGCGCGCCAGCAACGGCGCGCUGCACGCGAAGCUGGCCGCCCUGGAGCGCGAGCUCAAGAAGCAGGCGCUGCGCGCCGGCAAGCGCGAGAAGGCGCUGCUCGCGCAGCUGGCGGCGGCGCGCGCCGAGCUCCAGGUGACCGCGCUCAAGUACCAGAAGAAGUUCACCGAGUACAGCGCGCGCAUCGAGUCGCUCACGCGGAGCCUGACUCCGCACUGCAAGGGGGGCGAAAUGAUGAGCAUCAAAGCUGUCCUCCAUCGGGAAUCCGGAUCUCUAGGAUUUAAUAUUGUUGGCGGUAGACCGUGUGGGGAUGAGGAGGGGUCUAACGAGGGAAUCUUCGUGUCUAAGAUUGUUGAACAUGGACCUGCGAACAAGGACAGCGGUCUUCAGAUCCACGACAGAAUCAUGGAGGUCAACGGGAAGGACCUGUCUAAAGCCACCCACGACCAAGCUGUCGAGGCCUUCCGCACGGCUAAGGAGCCCAUCGUGGUUCAGGUGCUACGACGGGCCCCCCGCCCCAAGGCCGCUGGCCCAUCCUCAGACAACCAGUUGGCAGACACAGGCACGCAGACGGACAUCACCUUCCAACACAUCAUGGCACUCAGCAAGCAGCCCACCGCCACCCCUGCUGCCGCCUCACCCGUCACCGCGCUGGAGCAGUACCUGCUGCCUGAGGAACACUGUCCGAGGCACGAGUUCUUCGACCCCAAUGACUUCUUGGAGGGCAUGCAGCAGGAGAUGGAGCGAGAGGAACUGGAAUAUGAGGAGGUGGAUCUGUAUAGGCUGAACAGCCAGGACAAGCUGGGCCUCACCGUCUGCUACAGAACGGAUGACGAGGACGAGACCGGGAUCUAUGUGAGCGAGAUUGAUCCUAACAGCAUUGCUGCAAAGGACGGGCGAAUCCGAGAGGGGGAUCGUAUAAUCCAGAUCAACGGCAUAGAGAUACAGAACCGUGAGGAUGCCGUGGCCCUACUGACUAGUGAGGAGAACCGAAACGUGUGUCUGCUGGUGGCGCGGCCAGAGAUCCAGCUGGAUGAAGGAUGGAUGGACGAUGACAGAAACGACUUCUUGGAUGACUUGCACAUGGACAUGCUGGAACAGCAGCACCAUCAGGCCAUGCAGUUCACAGCCAGCAUGCUGCAGCAGAAGAAGCAUGAGGAAGAUGGUGGUACGACCGACACGGCGACGCUGCUGUCCAAUCACCACGAGAAGGACAGUGGCGUGGGCCGCACGGAUGAGAGCACGCGCAACGACGAGAGCUCGGAGCAGGAGAACCUGGGCGAUGACCAGACCACGUCCUCCAACACACUGGGCAGCUGUCGGAAACUCACCUACAGUCAGGACACGCUGGGCAGCGGCGAUGCGCCUUUCAGCAAUGAGUCCUUUAUCUCAGCCGACUGCACCGACGCCGACUUCCUAGGCAUUCCCGCCGAUGAGUGCGAACGCUUCCGGGAACUGCUAGAGCUCAAGUGUCAGGCGAGGAGCGUGGCCCGCCUUGGCUCCUGGUGUCCCGGUGCCGGCGCCGACUCGGAGAGUGUCGACCGCGAACUGGAGGCGCUGAAUGCCGAGCUGCGCAGCAUUGAGCUGGAGUGCCUCAAUGUGGCUCGCGUGCACAGGAUGCAACAGCUACGCGAGCAGUGCCGUGAUGCCUGGAUGCUGCACAACAGCGGCUUCCGCAACUACAACACUAGCGUGGACGCGCGCCGCCAUGAGCUCUCGGACAUCACCGAGCUACCUGAGAAGUCGGACAAGGACAGUUCAAGCGCCUACAACACGGGUGAGAGCUGUCGCAGCACCCCGCUUACGCUGGAGCUCUCGCCCGAUAACUCCCUGCGCCGUGCUGGGGGGCAGCCCCAGGGUGAGGGGGGUGCCGUCGGCUCCUUGGCAACCACCGGCAAGACCACCAAGACACUCCUGUCUCCCGUGCAGGAAGCCAGUCCCAGUAGGGCUCGAGUUACCUCCCCCACAAAGGAGUCGGAGUCUUGUGGGCCACCGGAGCCCAAGGAGCGCAGGCCGGGGAAGGGCUCCUCAGCCGCGCUGCCGCCGCCACACUCCCCCUACAAGCAUGCCCAUAUCCCCGCCCACGCCCAACACUACCAGAGCUACAUGCAGCUGAUCCAGCAGAAGUCAGCCGUGGAGUAUGCCCAGAGUCAGGUGAGCCUGGCGAGCGUGUGCCGCGAGGUGCCGGAGCCCAGGGCCGAGUGGAAGGUGAAGGUGCGCAGUGACGGCACGCGCUACAUCACCAAGCGGCCCGUGCGUGACCGGCUCCUGCGGGAACGGGCGCUGCGCAUCCGCGAAGAACGUGCAGGCAUGACCACGGACGACGACGCCGCCAGCGAGCUCAAGAUGGGCCGCUACUGGAGCAAGGAGGAGCGGCGGCAGCAGGCAGCACGAGCCCGCGAACAGCGCCAACGCCGCGAGUUCAUGAAGCAGAGCCGCCUGGACUGCCUGCGGGAGCAGGGUGCCACUGCCGCCGCCGAAGACAGGAAGGAGCUCAGCAUCAUCGAGCUGAGCCACAAGAAGAUGAUGAAGAAGAGGAACAAGAAGAUCUUCGACAACUGGAUGACCAUCCAGGAACUGCUGACCCACGGCACGCGGUCGCCUGACGGCACGCGAGUGUACAACUCGCUGCUGUCGGUGACCACGGUGUAGUGGCCCGGCGACCGCCGCCAGCGUCGCCCUGUAAAUAAAACUCUACCGGUUGGGGUAGAAAUUCCUGCCUCGUUCAAAGCGGCAACUCUGUAAAUAUAAAGCGAGAAGAGCAGCAUUUCUCUGAAGCAGCUUGAGAUCUGACGCUCCAGAGCAGAUGGUUCUACAGGGACUGUGACACUGCAUUGCUGAAGGUGAUAUAAAGCAGGUUUCACAGGCACUUGGUAACCUUUGUACCUUUAUAUCCGUCAUUUUCAACAAUAUGUAAAGAAGCUGGUAACAUUAAAGCUCUUUUAAUGUGUUUUGGAAGUUUUUUUUUUUUUUGUAAAUGUGGAAGGGCCACUUGCUUAAAGUAACCAACAGCCAGCAUUUAUCAUUUCUUUUGGAAACAAGUAUCUUUUAUCAGUAUUUUAUUGUUUAUGCCUAUGUUUUGUUUAUGGAAUAAGAAACAUAACUAUUUAGCUUCAAGGUUAGUACUUAAGUGUUUUUUUUUUUUUUUUUUUUUUUUAUCUGAAGGAGCUUCCUUGUCAGUUUUUCCUUAUCUUCGCCCUUUCUGGAGACAGCAUUUCUGUUUGUAUUAACGUUCCCAAAUAAAGGAAGCUGUGCCACAUUGCAGUCAAUCUCAUCUGGUACAACUGCAGUAGGCACGCCUUCAGCCACCCUGCGUGGACAGAAAGACGGAAACGUGCCCCUCGUUUGCUCAUAUCGAGAUCUUGCACUGUUUCAUCUGUAGUAGCUGUGCUUUUGUAAGAGCAAAACACUGAAGCUUAACAAAUCGGUAGUUAGUAACGCAGUUUGAUGUCUUGUAAAAUGACAAGUAAUAAAUUAUUGUUUUAUAUUUCAUGAGCUCUCUCAGAACUGUUCAUGGCUUUGUUCCUCAUGUAUUAGACUUCUAUGAAAUACGGCACCUGUGAUGUAUCAGGCUGAACUUCUCUUUUCGACAAUAAAGAAACUCCGGUAGAGCUAGCUAGAAAUGUCCCUUCGUAAACCAAUUAAUAAAUGAUAAAAGCUGAAAUUCCACCCUCCAUUUUCUGAAUAUGUGCUAAGUUGAACUAAUUGUGUGUUUAAAAAUUACAAGAAACACUGUGGUGAAGCAGCAUCACCCUUUCACGACCCUCCUGUUACUGAAACAGGAUCUUCUUCAUGCCGCAGUAAUGACCGAAAGCCCUCAGAGGUCAGGAGCUCCUGUCUGCUGGGUGGCGUCACGCAUGUCUGCGGUGCACGCACACAUGCGCACGCACGCACGCACGCACGCACCCACAAGCACAGAGAGAGGUAAUAUGUAGCGGUGAGCUGUGACCCAGCAGCCGCGACACAGGUAACGUCGCCAAGUUCGGCAUCUGCGAUACUGAAGGUUGCUGGACACCAGUGAACACGAUCCUGAAGUAAUGCUGUGUGUGUCUGUUGACCCUCUUGACACGCUGUUUCAGUGUGAGUGUGUUCAUCAACAGCAGAGCACUCUGGUAGCUCUCAGCCUCUUACAGUGGGGGCUCCGAGUACUGGGUCAUCCCACAGAUCUCCGGGUAAUCGCGGUAUCUUUCACAACAUGCUCGUGCCAUCUGUUUGCAGUUUGCCUGCCAUUUGGUGCCUCGUGCGCUUGCGCUCCAGAGAGGAGGAGACAGAGUGAAAUGAACAUUUCCCAGAGAAAGAAUGUAGUGCAGGUGACAAGUGACCAGGUAGGGCAGUUAUUGUACUCGUGAGAAAUGUGUUUUAUUCCUGAGAACAUGCAAUGACAAUAUUCCCUUUCAGCUUGUGAAAAUACAGUAAAUCAGUUAUAUAACGCUCAUGCAUUUCCCCUGGACAGAAGGUGACCCUGAUGUCUUGUUUUUUUUAAACCGUGUGUGGAAAUAUUAAACG